AUGCCAAGCGCCAGUUAUCGCUUAGAAUCCUUCCGUCCUUGGAAACCUUCCCAAGAGAAAGAGCAGCCUUUGCGGGAUCGCCUCGGUAUUUGUCGGUACCCAAGCCCGGUCUCCAUAUCUGCGACACCGUCUCCCUCCAAUCUUCGCAACUCCAUUUCAGAGAGCCAGGAGAUCUAUGCUCCAAGACCUGAGCGGCAUCCCCUACCUGCUCGCCCACCGGUAGAGGUUUGUUUAAAUGGCGGUCUACAAUCGAACACUCAACACGAAUCGGAGGGUUUGGCCCCAACAUCGCCAAUCAAUCCUGGUCCCGAGACCUUUGACAUUGAUAACUCCCUAUUCCCUGACGAUCCCCCCAACUCUGGAGACGUUGAUCGUACCAUGACCUUCGAACAAAUCGCCCCGGAUUCUGAGCUUCAAUUCCUUGGCUUCGACUCAAAUGGCCGGCAGCUCGCUUUCCCUCCUAGUCAGCAAGCUCAACUUGGGUUUCUUGAAAGCCCCAUCUCUCUGGAAAGUCCAACAAUUGACCCGGCAAUCCUGGACAAUAAUCAUACCCGAGAUUUUGAGCAGACCCAACAAACGGCAACUACUCCUAUCGCCCCAACAAUUUCACGCCAAAUUCCAGUUGAACAUUCUCGCUCCCCGGCUCGGGGCGCCCAUUGCCACAGCAAGCAACAGGAUUCUGUCAGGCCCGUGAAAGCUGGUCGGCGGCCUGCCAAAAUCAGUAAAGUUUCAGUUGUCAUCGACAAUCGCCCAAAAAAUAGGGCCAGCCGGUCCGGUCUGGGACUCGGCCGCAAGAACGUAUCGCUUCCUACUCUCCGUGCUCAAUUCUCUGCCCCUCCGGUCGAGGAAAGAGUGCAGUUCUUGUCCUGGCUAUUCGAGAGUGCCUUAUCCCAUUGCGUCCACCUGCCUCACGGAAGUGAUAGAUCCCAGCACGCAAACAGAGAUGCCGAAUUGGUCGACAGGCCACGUACUCCAUGUUCGAGAAAAGGGUUGUCAUGGUCCGACGAAGAGGCUGACUUACUGGUGAAGCUCAGAGAGGAAGAACACCUUGCUUGGUCGGAGGUGACCGAGCGGUUCGGUGAGAAGUUCCCUGGAAGGUCUCAAGGCUCUCUACAAGUGUACUGGAGCACAAGGCUUGGGAAACGACGGUCGUCCCCAGUGGAAAACGUAUAG
Messenger RNA from Penicillium diatomitis, 1173 nucleotides. RefSeq lists its product as uncharacterized. The record is from RefSeq and is a predicted model, not a curated record. NCBI's taxonomy places the organism in Eukaryota, Fungi, Ascomycota, Eurotiomycetes, Eurotiales, Aspergillaceae. The coding region runs from base 1 to 1173 and encodes 390 amino acids. The transcript has a single exon.